GUUGCACGGGAAUAGGGGACGAGUAUUGAGAUCCGCGAGUUCAGUACAUCAUCUAACGUCUGCUGCCAUCGUCGCUGCUGCUGCCAGGAAGACACGAAAACAUCUCUUGGUAUAAACAGGAAAAGCUAUGACGCGACAAAUCCUCCUAUUGCUGCACAUCAUAGUGCUAUCGUGGGCAAACGAAGAAUACCUUGAACCAUAUCACGAUUACGACCUGACCACCGAGGAUCCAGAUCACCAUUACUACCCGACCACUGAGGAGCCAUACCUCCAUUACUACACUACCACCGAGGAGCCAUAUCAUCACUAUUACGAGACAACUGAAUAUCCAGAUCUUCACUAUUAUGAGACAACUACCUAUGACCCAUGGCUGCCCGAGGAACCAGAAGAUAACAAACUCGUUGAUGUUGAUGUCAACUGUGACAUUUACGACCAUGAGAUGAAAGUUAAGCUCGCAUUUGAACACGGGUUUAACGGAGUUGUCUACACCAGAAAUCACUACGGCGAUAGCUCAUGCAGAGUGUCUGGAGAUGGGUCAAAUUUCGUAAACUUUGACAUUCCGAUAGAAGAUUGUGGAACAACCAACAAAGCAAUGUCUGACGAAGAAUACGCUUCACACCGAGCUGAGAAUGUAAUCGUCAUUAUGAAGCAAGACUGGGGAUUUUUGGUCGACUUGGACGAAUUUUACACAGUCAGGUGUGAAUUCAGCGGAAUGAGAGCAAGAACCGUGAACUACGAUCUCGCAGUCCCAUUACAACAGGAUCGUGCUUCAACGCUGGAGACAGCUACUGUUGGGUUGCCUUCCUGCUGGAUGCAAAUCGUUAAGGGCAAAGAUCCACUGGACUACGGAACCAGCGAGUUGACUUUGGGAGACACUGCUACCCUGGUCGUGUAUCUGCACGACAGUUAUUACUUCGACCUGACUGUCAGCAAUUGCUUCGCUUACGAUCGUUACGACCAUUACGGUGAGAAGCAUACAGCAGUUGACCUGAUCAAUGACGACGGGUGAGUAUAUUUAAGUCGGCCGACAUC
Priapulus caudatus is the source of this 1032-nucleotide messenger RNA. RefSeq lists its product as uncharacterized. The transcript is spliced from 7 exons. The record is from RefSeq and is a predicted model, not a curated record. Lineage: Eukaryota; Metazoa; Priapulida; Priapulimorpha; Priapulimorphida; Priapulidae. The coding region runs from base 128 to 1009 and encodes 293 amino acids.